UGAUAUUGUGCACAGAACAGUUAAAACGGAGUUUCCUGAUGAACAUGAAUAAGAUCAUUGAAUUUUCUUUCUAGACAGUGGCAAUGUCAAUAUGAUCACACACGCAUACUAGUGUUACCUCGUUAUACGUGUGGGGGCGACGCCGGCGCUGCGCAUAUUUCACAUACUUUUCGUUUUUUCGUCAGCAACUACAUGGAUUCAGCAGGCUUUUGUUCCUCGUGUGUUUUGAAAAUCAACAUGAGAUCAAAGCUUCUCAAGUCCCCAUGUAGCGCGCUCCCGCUUGCAGUUUGAGUUUGACAUUUACCUUGCCGCAGCUUUUAGUUGAAGCAAAUUGAGGGCGCAUCAUCUACACUGUUGUAGAUUCUAUCGGAGAAUAUCAAUCAACAUCAAGCUACUUUAAAAUGAGUGGUGGACCGGUCGCAGUGCUUGAGAAAGCAUGUGGUCUCCCGGGACCACAGCAAGCACGGUCGUAUCGGAGCCGGUCGCGGGAACGGGGCGACGUCCAGGCUGCUCCCUCAGGGACUUCUGCCAAGAGACCUGCCAUAAACGAAAAUGAUGAAGAAAAUGGUGACGGACCAACACCGAAAAUUGCGCGGCUCAUAGUACCUUUGCCUCCCCGGUCGAACCAGACUCCCCACGUUGGCUCGUCGUCGGCCGCCUCAAGUAGUGCGAACAACAACCACAAGCGGCAGGAGGAUCAUUCCUCGGGGGUUGUGCCAACAACUACCGUGCCUCUUCCAGUGUUGGUACACCCGACCAUAUCCAGCUCCUCCAGCUCAUCGGCAACUACUGCUCAAUACGCCAACGACAACAAUGCUGGGCGCCAGGAUAUCAAUUUUACAUCUCAAAACAAAAAUUGGCCUGGAACUACUGCGGGAUCAUAUAAUCAGGGCAAUAACUUUAACAACACCGCCAAUUAUGGGAAUGGCAAUAAUAAGAAGGGAUGGGUAGCGGACUGGCUCGAAUACAGCAAGUUUGGCGACCCCGUGAUAGACAAGUUCAUACCCUUGAAGACCCCUUGCGACCCGCAGUUUGAUAGCUGUAUUCCCCAAGUCGAGCGUUUCUACUGCGCGGAUUUCCUCGAGAUGCAGCGGCAACGAGGGCAUGAGUUGUCGCUCAUCGUAAACCUGGCGUUCACAAAGAAGUAUUUACAACUUUUUGCGCUUUCUACUCUAGUACUUACUCGCGUAGUUUCUGUUGUGGAUUGUUUGGUCUCUUCUUGGACAGCGCCACUGGGCCGUUUUUAGCGGAUAGUCUCUUACCACGGAACAAAAAUAGAAACAAAUACUAGGACGUGCGGUUUGCAUUAAGUAUUCAUCUCUAGUUCCACUACUCUCCACAUCAGGUACUACUAUUGGGACGCGGCCAAGAUGGCGGACCUGGGUUUCGGCGACACCGAGUGGUGGCACUGCCCGAUCGAAGGGCGCAAAGUCCCCCCAAUCCGCGUCGUGAGCCAGGUGCUCGAGAAGUUGCAUCGGUAUGUGACACAAUACCCCGACAAGAAGAUCGCGAUCCACUGCACGCAUGGCGUGAACCGGACGGCGUUCUUCGUGAUCGCGUACCUCCUCCGGUACGGGCACUUCGAGACCAUCGAGGAGGCGCAGCAACAUUUCGAGACGCAGCGAGGCGAAAAGAUGAAGCGCGACUAUCUGCUGGACGGCUUGCAUGAAAUGCGGAGCCAAAUACUACCCAGAAGAGGCAGCAGCAGCGCCGACCACGACCACAAGGGGCGCGGACUAGCAGCUGCCCCCUUGGUGAUGUCUAAUACUAAUACAGGGACGAACGAGCGCGGCAGGUGGCCUGAGAAGCGCGAGCACGAACGCCGCAGGGGUGGUAGCAAUCACGCCGGAAAUCAUAAUCAUUUUCAUGCCCGGAACAAUUUAUACACAGACGAGCGGGACCGAGAGAGAGACCACCGCAGGCACAACUACGGUGGUCGGAAUGAAAUGUCGGGCUCCAAUGUUUACAACAAUCCGAGCCAGCACCACAGAGCUGCUUCGAGCUACGCCGGAAGUAGGUGGCGCGGGGCUUCCAGAAGUAACGGCUACAACAAUGUUGCUGGUGUUGAGCAGCAGAACUAUCAGCAUGGCUCUUCCAACUACAACAGGAACUACAACAAUCAUGGCGCCGAUAAUUCCAGCGCCUCGUCCCUUAUGCGCAUGGAUCGUUAUCGCCGAUAGGUGUGUACUGAGACAACAAUUGCGCACGAAAACUGCGGAGCUGCAUCAUAUGCCUUACUGAUAUCAUAGUAUUCUGAGGUUUAUCUUUAUUUUUAUCAAAACGGUCGUUUGUGUCUGUGUCUGUCACAGUUACUGUUUCCGUUUCGUACGCAUUAGCGCUGCACGCCCGCGCCCCGGCUGAUGCACAUGGAAAUCAUGCGUCAUCAAGAAGACAUUUGGUUUUGGGCAGCAAUGAUCAAGUGCAGUAGACCAACAUCUCGCGGGACGUCAGAAUCAUGAAGUAAAGGACAGAAUGUGAUAAAAGUAUGUGCAUAUGUUGAAGAUUCUGCUUCAACGACUGAGAGCGACGCAUUUAGACCUCCUUUUCCCUGCUAUAGUCAUGCGAGUUUAAUGCAAAAUAAAAUCGCUUUUCUCCCCUUUAUUUAUCCGCUGUGUGACUUUCGUUCGUCAUCGUCAUCGAACUGCUUCGCCACCAGCUCUACUAGGUGACAGUCUUGUAAAAUGCCCUCGCUUUUGCAACAGCAUUCCUUUGCGAGUUUCUCUGACCCACCCCACCCCAGGACUUGCAACAUUGCGCACGCCUUGUUCGUGCAAAAGCGAACCCCACGACACGAAGUUCCAUUAUCGCGAAUCAAGGCAAGAAGAAAAUCCUAGCACGCGGCUCUGCGUAGAAAGCCAUAAGUGGCCGGUUU
Amoebophrya sp. A120 is the source of this 2872-nucleotide messenger RNA. Lineage: Eukaryota; Dinophyceae; Syndiniales; Amoebophryaceae. The record is from the annotation of a GenBank genome assembly.